Molecule: messenger RNA, 1228 nt
Organism: Harmonia axyridis
Lineage: Eukaryota; Metazoa; Arthropoda; Insecta; Coleoptera; Coccinellidae
Product: cell division control protein 42 homolog
Exons: 4
Coding region: 205-912 (235 amino acids)
Biological process (GO): small GTPase-mediated signal transduction
Molecular function (GO): GTP binding; GTPase activity
Source: RefSeq, a predicted model, not a curated record
UAGCACCUGAGAAUCCCGCAGCAAGGUUGUUCCGUUAUUUGUUCCUCAUCAUCGACGGCGCGCGAUCCGUUCGACUUGUCUGGUGGUAUCCUGGUGAUGCCCAGUUCGUUCGAAACCUCCGCGCUAGCAUGAACUGACGCCGCGCUCCGUACAGUUUCUCUCCGUUCGAAUUUACGCGAAUUCAAAGUUCUACUAACCGACAACAUGCCACCACAAAGCAACGUUACCCUUCACUGCUACAACAAGGAACCCCUUUUGCGCCAGCAGAGGACCAUCAGUUUCACAUGCGGAAGUAAGAAGAAGAAGAGCAAAGACGAAAAAGAAGAGAAGAAGAAGAAUAAGAUCAAGUGCGUUCUGGUCGGGGACGAUGCUGUUGGGAAAACUUCCCUCAUAGCCUCCUAUAGUGCACACAGUUUUCCUUAUGAAUAUGUUCCUACUGCGUACGAUAAAUAUAACGUGGAAGUACAGGUGGAUGGCAAACCUAUAGCCAUGGAACUCUGUGAUACAGCUGGCCAGGAUGAGCUGGAUCCCCUAAGAAGCCUUUGUUACCCAGACUCGGACAUAUUUCUUCUUUGCUUUUCAACCGUUGACCCUUCAACCUUUGUUUCCGCUUCGACAAGAUGGGCAAACGAACUUUCAAAACGAGACGGUGCUAUAGUUUUAGUUGGAACCAAAUCGGACCUCAGCACCAACCCAGAAGUGGUGAAGAGGCUACGUUCUGAUGGACAAAGACCUAUUUCGAGUGGAGAAGCCAUCAAUUUAGCAGAAUUAUUGAAUGCACCUUAUAUCGAAACUUCAGCCAGAACUGGAAUGUUUGUAAAGGAGGCAUUCGAUUUAGCGAUCACUAUAGCAUUGAGAAACCAAAAGAAAGCUAGGAGAAAAUUCUGGAAAAAGCUCCUAUGGUGUUGCUGAUGUUCUUUCAUAGAUCCAAAUCAAACGCUGAUACCAACAACAUCUCAGUAGACAAGAAAAGUACAUUUGGAAAAGGGCAGUGAAUUAUAGAUUUGGUUUUAUACAAAUCAUGAAACUUCAUUCAAGCAGUUUCUUUUUUACUCAGUGUAGAUAGUUGUGUACACAGUAUUAUUCGAACGACUGAAAUUUCAGAUAAGACUACAUACCUUUGUUAUAUUCCAUAAUUGUGAUAUUGAUUAGUAUAAUUGUAAUUAGUUAUGUAUAUAAAUAGCUUCCUAUGUUUUAUUUUUAAUUAUAACUUCUUUUAAUACUCGUA